This is a messenger RNA of Perkinsus marinus ATCC 50983, 603 nucleotides long. RefSeq lists its product as hypothetical. Lineage: Eukaryota; Perkinsozoa; Perkinsida; Perkinsidae. The transcript is spliced from 6 exons. The record is from RefSeq and is a predicted model, not a curated record. The coding region runs from base 1 to 603 and encodes 200 amino acids.
AUGGAUACUGCGAAAGGGAGUGGUGGUCUUGAUGGUCACCGUGUGGUCGAUCCUCAGGCUCUGUCACAGUCUUUGGUGAAUAAAGUGAACACGUUUGAGGAGAGUGUGGGGGUGCUGUUGUGGAAGUGUCUUGUCCACGUGGAAGCACUGCAGUUGGUGGACCUGCCCCUCCUCAUAGGCCACUGCACUACAGUGUUGGACCAAGUGGGCGAGCGAGACCUCGAGGUCAAGCAUGUUAGAAGGCAGGAGGCUCUUGUUAUCCACUAUUUUCACUGUAUUAUGAAGCAUAGUGAGAAGCUGAGCGCCAAGGCGGUGUUCGAAAGUAUGCGAGACACUGGCCUUAUCUCUGGCAUACUCCACUAUCUGGCAAACAAGGAGUGCACGCCUGACCUCAAGGCGGUGGGGAUGGAGGGUCUGUCGAUGCUGGCCGACUCUGAGGAUUUCCAAUGUGACAUGCACCGUUUUCUGCCACGUCUGGAAGACAUUGAGGCUCUCAGGGAGAUAGAGAAGGUGGCAGAGGUGGUCCUACAGGAGGGGCUUUUGAAGCGAUCCGACGUCAGACCGCUGUUGGAUCUGUUCGCCAAAUGUAAACGCAUGAACUGA